UCAAGAAGACAACUAAGGCUAGAGAAGUAGCCUCCAUCAAUUGAUUAUUAGGUGGCAGCAGUCGCCUGUCUUUGCAGAUUCAAACUAACCAGCACAUUUUAAUUUCAAUUUAAUCUACAGUGUGGAUAGACAGUAAUAUUGGGACUGCGUGUUGUGUCUUAAAAGUCUCUAAGGACUGCGAGUUCUGUCACAGCAAGCAAAUUAUUGAAAGAUUGAAACUUAAAAAAAACAACAAAAACCACAACAAGCCAAUAGAAUCUUAGUUUGGAGGACCCUUUAAAGGUCAUGACAACUGAAAAAAUUCGAUUGAGUCCUGAAGGGCGUGAACACGCUGAAGAGAACCACUGCUUUCCUGAAGUGUGAAGAGGCUCCAGAGUCUAGCAGGGACUUUUUGCCCUACUUAAAAAUAAGCUAACACCACUUUGCAAUUCUCUGCGAGUGACACGAGGACUCUGUCACUUUAGUCUCUUCUCCCCGGAGCCCUCCCACACCUUGCAAGGGUUCUUUGACGCCAGGCGUGCACAGGGCACCGCAAGGCUGCUGGUCCCCAGUGUCCGCUCUGCCAGCUCGCUGUGACGAGUUGUGAGCGGUGGCUGCCGCCUGUUGAUCCCAUUUCCUCCGGCUCUAGCCCGGGUUAGGGAGUGGCUCUCCCAGGACUUCCACUGUUUUCGUGCUCAGGCACUGGUGUUUCACACGGCUCCAGUGCAUUGUUUUCUUCCAGGCGGUCUCGGUUAGACCUUCAGCCUAGACAUUUAUUUGCAUUCUGUCCUCUCGGGCUGCUUGUACUCUCUCGUUUCUGCGCUCUCUCCACGCCCUUCCCGGUUUCCUGUUAGCCAAAGGGAUCGCUCUUUCUGAACGAAAAGUUCUCAGAGCGGAGUGGAAGCUCCCGGAAAAUGCUCUUCUCUUCCGUGUGCGCCGGAUGGAGGUGGGGGUGGGCCAGAAACUAAAGGCCACGGGUCGGGAGAGCUGAAAGGACCCGAACCCCAAGGCGGAGGCGGGAGAGGAGUCAGAGAGGAUGGCCGGGGCCGGCAGCCAGCACCACCCUCCGGGCGCCGCGGGAGGAGCGGCCGCCGGGGCCAGCGCCGCGGUCAACCCCGCCACCGCCUCGGCGGGGCCUGGAGAGGAUUCUUCCGACAGUGAAGCGGAGCAAGAGGGACCCCAGAAACUGAUCCGCAAAGUGUCCACCUCCGGGCAGAUCCGGACCAAGACCAGUAUUAAAGAGGGACAACUGUUGAAGCAAACCAGUUCUUUCCAAAGGUGGAAAAAGCGAUACUUCAAACUUCGAGGUCGUACACUUUAUUAUGCAAAGGACUCAAAGUCUCUGAUAUUUGAUGAAGUUGACCUCUCAGAUGCCAGUGUAGCUGAAGCCAGCACAAAAAAUGCUAACAACAGCUUCACGAUAAUCACUCCAUUCAGAAGACUCAUGCUGUGUGCUGAGAACAGAAAAGAGAUGGAGGAUUGGAUCAGCUCGCUCAAGUCUGUACAGACCAGAGACCCUUACGAGGUGGCCCAGUUUAAUGUGGAACAUUUCUCAGGGAUGCAUAACUGGUACGCCUGCUCCCAUGCCCGACCCACUUUCUGUAACGUGUGCCGAGAGAGUCUUUCUGGAGUCACCUCCCACGGCCUGUCCUGCGAAGUGUGUAAAUUCAAAGCUCAUAAAAGGUGUGCAGUGAGAGCGACAAAUAACUGCAAAUGGACGACCUUGGCCUCCAUCGGGAAGGACAUCAUAGAGGACGAAGAUGGCGUGGCCAUGCCCCACCAGUGGCUCGAGGGUAACUUGCCCGUGAGCGCCAAGUGUGCUGUCUGUGACAAGACAUGCGGCAGUGUCCUCCGUCUUCAGGACUGGAAAUGCCUCUGGUGUAAAACGAUGGUACACACUGCCUGCAAAGAUUUGUACCAUCCUAUCUGUCCACUUGGCCAGUGUAAAGUAUCUGUCAUCCCUCCAAUUGCACUAAACAGCACCGAUUCUGAUGGUUUCUGUAGAGCCACGUUUUCAUUCUGUGUUAGUCCUCUAUUGGUUUUUGUCAAUUCUAAGAGUGGAGAUAAUCAGGGAGUAAAGUUUCUUCGGCGAUUUAAACAGUUACUAAAUCCGGCUCAGGUGUUUGAUUUAAUGAAUGGAGGUCCUCAUUUAGGUUUAAGAUUAUUCCAAAAGUUCGACAAUUUCCGGAUUCUUGUUUGCGGAGGAGACGGCAGUGUGGGUUGGGUUUUGUCAGAAAUCGACAAGCUCAACUUGAAUAAACAGUGUCAGCUGGGAGUCCUGCCUCUGGGGACAGGCAACGACCUGGCCCGGGUUCUUGGCUGGGGCGGCUCCUACGAUGACGACACCCAACUUCCUCAGAUACUUGAGAAGCUGGAACGAGCCAGUACCAAAAUGCUGGACAGGUGGAGUAUAAUGACCUAUGAACUCAAGCUGCCACCAAAGGCUUCUCUACUUCCAGAACCUCCGGAAGCAUCUGACGAAUUUUAUAUGACAAUUUAUGAAGACUCAGUGGCAGCUCAUCUUACAAAAAUCCUCAAUUCUGAUGAACAUGCAGUGGUCAUAUCAUCUGCCAAGAUACUUUGCGAAACCGUAAAGGACUUUGUUGCCAAAGUAGAGAAGGCACAUGAAAAAACGCUGGACAAAGCUGUUGUAGCCGACGCCGUGGCCAGUAAAUGUUCGGUCCUAAAUGAGAAGCUGGAACAGCUGCUCCAGGCUUUGCACACAGAUUCCCAGGCUGCCUCCGUUCUCCCGGGCCUCAGCCCUCUCAUCGUGGAAGAAGAUCCUGUGGAAUCUUCCAGUGAAGAAUCUUUGUGCGAAAGCCGGGAACAGCUCUUGGACGACACUCCAAAACCUUCGUCCCAGAAAGCCAUCAAACCCAGGGAGAUAAUGCUGCGAGCAAACAGUUUAAAGAAGGCAGUGAGGCAAGUCAUUGAAGAGGCUGGAAAAGUUAUGGAUGACCAGACGGUUCAUGCCUCUGAACCAGUUAAUCAGUCAUUCGAUUACGAUAGCACAGAAACAGAUGAGUCUAAGGAAGAAUCAAAAGAAGACGAUGCAAAAGAGUCCGUAACUGUUAAAACUGCACCUCGGUCUCCAGAUGGCCGGGCAAGUCGUCCCCAAACCGACUCUGGCCCUGGUCCAGCUGUGGCAGCCAGCAAAGAAAACCUCCCUGUGCUCAAUACCAGAAUAAUCUGCCCAGGUUUAAGAGCAGGACUAGCUGCCUCCAUUGCUGGGAGUUCUAUUAUCAACAAAAUGUUACUAGCAAAUAUCGAUCCUUUUGGUGCAACGCCAUUUAUUGACCCAGAUCCAGAUUCCGUAGAUGGAUAUUCAGAAAAAUGUGUCAUGAACAAUUACUUUGGGAUUGGUUUGGAUGCCAAAAUUUCUUUAGAAUUUAAUAAUAAGAGAGAGGAGCACCCUGAAAAAUGCAGGAGCCGAACUAAAAACUUGAUGUGGUAUGGAGUCCUGGGAACCAGAGAGUUAUUACAGAGAUCAUACAAGAAUUUGGAACAGAGGGUUCAACUUGAGUGUGACGGGCAAUACAUUCCUCUUCCCAGUCUUCAAGGAAUAGCGGUGCUGAACAUUCCCAGCUAUGCCGGAGGCACUAACUUCUGGGGUGGAACGAAGGAAGACGAUAUAUUUGCUGCACCGUCAUUUGAUGACAAGAUCCUGGAAGUUGUUGCAAUAUUUGAUAGCAUGCAAAUGGCAGUUUCAAGGGUCAUUAAACUGCAGCACCACCGAAUAGCUCAGUGCCGUACUGUAAAAAUCACUAUAUUUGGUGAUGAGGGAGUUCCAGUGCAGGUGGAUGGAGAAGCGUGGGUUCAGCCUCCAGGGAUUAUCAAAAUUGUGCACAAAAACAGAGCCCAGAUGCUCACAAGGGACCGGGCUUUCGAAAGCACUUUGAAAUCUUGGGAAGAUAAGCAGAAGGGUGAUUCCGGUAAACCCGUGCUUCGAACCCAUUUGUACAUCCAGCAGGCGGCUGACCUGGCGACGGAAGAGGUGUCUCAGAUGCAGCUGUGCUCUCAGGCUGCAGAGGAGCUCAUUACCAGGAUUUGUGAUGCAGCCACCAUCCACUGUCUUUUGGAACAGGAGCUGGCGCACGCGGUGAAUGCCUGUUCCCACGCACUGAACAAAGCCAACCCACGCUUUCCAGAGAGUCUUACGAGAGACACUGCCACUGAAAUAGCCAUCAAUGUGAAGGCCCUAUAUAAUGAAACAGAAUCUUUACUAGUUGGCAGGGUUCCUUUGCAGUUGGAAUCUCCACAUGAAGAGCGGGUAUCCAACGCCUUACAUUCCGUGGAGGUGGAGCUGCAGAAACUAACAGAGAUCCCUUGGCUUUAUUACAUCUUACACCCAAAUGAGGAUGAGGAGCCCCCAAUGGAUUGCACCAAGAGAAACAGCAGAAGUACGGUCUUUCGCAUUGUGCCCAAAUUCAAAAAGGAAAAGGUUCAGAAGCAGAAGACAAGUUCACAGCCUGUUCAGAAAUGGGGCACAGAGGAAGUUGCUGCUUGGCUGGAUCUGCUCAAUUUGGGAGAGUACAAAGAAAUCUUCAUCCGUCAUGACAUCAGAGGGGCUGAACUUUUGCAUCUGGAAAGGCGAGAUCUUAAGGACCUGGGGAUACCGAAAGUGGGUCAUGUGAAGCGCAUUCUCCAGGGAAUUAAAGAGCUUGGAAGGAGCACUCCCCAGUCUGAGGUGUAAUCACAUUGGUGCUAUUCCUUGGAAGGGAAGUGAUUGCGACUCAAUACAAAGUCCUUGGGAGCCACUGGCUGUUCUGGUAGUUUCUGCCCAGAUAAGUAAGCACCACUGAGGCACCUCGAUGGCUUGAUAUUUUGCUGCGGGUGAACGUUUUGAUGUGUGGUAUCGGAAAAUAUUUUUUUGUGCCAAAAAAAAUAUAUUCCACAAAGCCAUUUUCUUACUGUGCAAACCUGACACGUUCAAAUAUGCUCAUAUUGGUAAAAAGGUAACAGGGAGCUGAGACCAUUGACUUGGCUAAAAGGUGGAAUUGCCAAAUGUUUACUUUCUUUUAACCUGGUCAGAUGGAAUGUUCUUACUGUGCAACCACAUGACAGUGUGAGACUAAAACUUCUUGGGUUUAAUUACUGGAGGCAUUGGCUUCUCUCUUCAAUUCAUUGGCUAGAAGACUUAAGAUGUAAAUUAAGCUGUGGUUUGAAUUGGCAUCACCUCAGAUUCUUAGCACUCAGUGGUCAGAGAGUUUGGUCAAUACCCCUCAAAUACUAUGAAUGAAUGCACAUCUUAAUGCACGGUG
Phacochoerus africanus (Common warthog) is the source of this 5240-nucleotide messenger RNA. RefSeq names its product diacylglycerol kinase eta (gene DGKH). The transcript is spliced from 31 exons. Gene Ontology annotation, molecular function: ATP-dependent diacylglycerol kinase activity; protein binding. Lineage: Eukaryota; Metazoa; Chordata; Mammalia; Artiodactyla; Suidae. The coding region runs from base 1016 to 4672 and encodes 1218 amino acids. Gene Ontology annotation, biological process: lipid phosphorylation; intracellular signal transduction; diacylglycerol metabolic process. The record is from RefSeq and is a predicted model, not a curated record.